This is a messenger RNA of Octopus bimaculoides (California two-spot octopus), 1377 nucleotides long. RefSeq names its product voltage-dependent calcium channel gamma-7 subunit. Gene Ontology annotation, biological process: neurotransmitter receptor internalization; transmission of nerve impulse; neurotransmitter receptor transport, postsynaptic endosome to lysosome. The record is from RefSeq and is a predicted model, not a curated record. NCBI's taxonomy places the organism in Eukaryota, Metazoa, Mollusca, Cephalopoda, Octopoda, Octopodidae. Gene Ontology annotation, cellular component: AMPA glutamate receptor complex; postsynaptic density membrane. Gene Ontology annotation, molecular function: voltage-gated calcium channel activity; channel regulator activity.
GUGAUGACUAUCUCCGGAGUUCGAUCACGUGAAAUAAUCGGCUCAGUCAAGUAUUGUGCGAAGGAGAUGACGAAUUAUUGCACAAACAUUGAGUCUUUCGUCAUAAACACGUCAUCAGUUACUUGGUUGCGGUGAAAUUACAAAGUAUGUAUGUAAGUUCCACUUUGAAUCUGGCUUUACCUUGGAGCAUCAUCGACAACUGAACUGACGAAUUCUGCGAACCGCACAAUAUGUUUCCUUCGAAAGAGGAAUUGGUUGAUAAUCCAGAGAUCGAUGUGCAAUUAAUUGAUUAUAUGAGAACCCAAUCUGCCUUCAGUAUCAUAUCGAUAUUCCUUAUGUUCCUGGCUCACGUAUUUGCCUUCUACUCUUUCAAGAGACCCAGGUAUAUUAUAAAGCGGCUUACAGCACUUCUACAUAUGAUGACUGCCGCCUGUUUGUUGGUACUCAAUGAAGUGUAUAUAAAGUCAGUCGACCAUGGUAUAGACCACAUCCCGGCCAGACAUCCAAAGAUUGCCACCUACCGUUAUGGAUUCUCUUUCAUUUUAUCUUGGAUUAGUUUCGUCAUUUACUUCUUGGCCGGCUGCGUUUUCCUAUUUGCAUCGCACAAACAAAAGACCGAAAUGGCUGACGAGGAAGAUGAACUAGCGGAACAAGAUGAACCAAUGCAUCUAGGCCGUAUAUAAAGAGAUACAGUCACCUGUUUACAAUGGUGGAAGCCUUUCUCCGUCUAUUUUUCUGAUGGACGAUUAUACGAUUGGACGAUUGGAUGUAAUUUUUAUUCUUGUCCUUUUGGAUGAGUGGACGUUUGGACGUAACUUUUUUGUCGUUUUGGACGAUUGAACGUUUUGCGGGGUUUGCGAGUAAAAGCAAUAGGGCCUGGUGUUAACACUUUUCUUUAUUAAGCUGUUAUAUCAAAACAUAGAUUACGAGAUUGAUUUUUUUUUUUAAGAGAAAAAAGAGGGAAAAGAAAGAAAAUAAUGAGAAAUAAUAGCGUGAAAUGAAACGGAAGAAAAGUUGAAGAAGAAAGAUAAAGGAAAAAAUUUUAAAAGUGUAGAAAGAAAGGAAUCAAGAAGAAAGUUAAUCAAAGCGAUAAUAAUAAUAAUAAUAAUAAUAAUUAGAAGAAGAAGAAGAAGAAGAAGAAGAAGAAGAAGAAGAAGAAGAAGAAGAAGAAGAAAUCCAAAAAUAUAAAUAAAAAGAUAGCUAAAUAGAAGAUAAGUGAAGGAGAAGUGAUUUAAUGACAAAGGCAAACAAGAAAUGAGAAAGAAAACGAAGGAAAUUAAUACGCUAUUAUAAAGGGAGAUAAUUGGAUGUGAAACUUCCUGCCAAUGUUCAUUUUUUUACGUGUUUUUUAUACCCCCACCCCAUCCCCACCACUAC